AUGCCUGCAGGGCCGUCCGGUGUUGUUGUGUUGACCGUCAUCUACGUCCUCAUCUCGCUGUCCGCGAUAAUCAUCGGCGCCCGAAUCUAUCUACGAUUAGCAAUACAAAAGCAGCGCCUCGUAACAGCAGACUGGCUACGAAUAUCAGCAUGGUGCACGGCAUUCGUCGCCAGCUUCUUCGACAUACUCUAUGCGAAAGAAGGCGUUUUGCAUCCCGGGAUCAACUACACUCUGUCUAAUUGGGAUGCCCCGUUGGAGCAGCAGAUCAGAGUCCGAAAGAACUCUGGUGUUCCCUCGAUGUCUACAUCGGUCUCGUCAUCUGCUGCAUCCCAGCUCUUCGACCAUAUCUUCACAGGAAAGGAGUCAACUACAACAUCCAAGAAUCAGGACGCCCUUCGAAGUCUGGUCAUGCGAUACGCCGGACAGGCCAGAGCGGAUUUGAAGAGAUAA
This is a messenger RNA of Fusarium odoratissimum NRRL 54006, 450 nucleotides long. RefSeq lists its product as uncharacterized. The transcript has 3 exons. The record is from RefSeq and is a predicted model, not a curated record. The coding region runs from base 1 to 450 and encodes 149 amino acids. NCBI's taxonomy places the organism in Eukaryota, Fungi, Ascomycota, Sordariomycetes, Hypocreales, Nectriaceae.